GCGUGCAUGCUUUUCCUUCGCUCUCAUAAGCGUGCUUGUGUGGGUGGAUGUUUGUGUGUGUGUGGGUGUGUGGGGGCGGCGUUAGUCGUCCUUGACACAGUCCAAUGAGAAUAAAUUUCUGGUAAGAAAUACUGGGGCGAAUCGAGAAGGCAAACGUGGUUUAUUUUUUCAUUUUUUAAAGAGAUUUGUUUGAGCGCGUUGGAUCUGUGCGCGUGUGUAACGUGUGACCAGCCAGGAAGGAGGGAGAGCAUUUGUUCAUUCCGUUUCGUAACUCUUCAAGUGAGAGCGCAAAUAGAGAGAUAGAGAGAGGCUUGUGACGCCUGCGGUUAUAGUUAAGUUAUCAAUCACGGUUGAAAGAGUCUUUGCACGGAUAGAUUAGAACCAUCGCACGGAUAUCAGCCAAGCAGCUGGGAACACACACUCAAAGUCAUGGGCACCACCAAGGAAGUUCGUGCGGUGAACCCAGAAUCUGACCCAAACAACUUAUACUAUGGAAAGCAGUACAUCAUUUAUAAUCCAAGUCAGGACCCUGUACAGAACGGAUCAUGUCUGAUUUUCCGAAGAAACACCGAGUAUGAUUUGCACAGCAAAGAAAAUGUUCGCUUUUGGCUGAAUCUUAAUGGAAACGCUGAAAAUAAGAAAUUUCCAGACCUGGUGGCCGGCCUCCGCAAAAGCUUCCCGGACGUCAAGUUCACCCGCCGGCUCGUCAAGCUUAUGGCUGCGCUGCUACGCACAUAUGAAGAGGACGGUUACCUCUCGCUCUCCAGCUUCUGCAGGCUCGUCGGGUGGUUUGGUCCUUUGAACCGGUGUUCGAUUAACGGAAGGCAGACCUGCAUUCUCCUAAAGAACCUGGAGGCACUGUUUGAGAAGUCGAUGCUCUCCAGCUGUCUGGGAGUGCCAGAGAGCUGGUUUGCAGGGCACAUGACGCAAACGGAGGCAUGGACGCUGCUCAAAGGGGCUGUUCCCGGGACUUUCCUCAUCCGAUUCUCCGAGUCGCAGGCCGAGAAUGGGAGCUUCGCACUCUCCAUCGCCACUGCCAGUGGGGAACCGGAGAACGUCAGCAUCCAUGGCGACCCAUGCACGGCGAGCCUCGGGAACCCGAUGUUGAACCUGGCCCUGCGCUACGGCGGGGAUGACGAUAACUGCCGCUACCCGGACCUCCCCACGCUGGUGGCCACGCGGCUGAAAAAGCACCCAUUCCACUCGGACCAUGUGGAGCGCUGCAUCUUGCCCUGCCCUCGUCUGCCGCUUGCCUACAUCUUCAACAUGCCAGCGGGCAACGAGACAUAGAGACGGUUCAGCGCGGACUUCUGUCUGAAACCUGGUAUUCUUUUUUGCUGUGGCCAUGGCGGUGCAUGCUAUUGGCCAAAAUAUAGAUUGCCCCGCGUAAAACGGGAUGAGUCGUAGAGUGACUACAUACGUGGCAGAAUGCGUUUGCGUAAGGCUAGCGAAUUUUUGCGAGGCUCAACUGGGACGUGGUGAGCUGGCAGCCGUUCCGUGCUUUGGUCAGUCCCACCCAUUUUUACAUAGCCAUGCCCACGCGAUGUAGUGACCGUCUUUGUUAGAUGGUUAGCUUGCGCAGGUGAGCUGCAUGGAGCAGCGAGCGGUCUGUUUUCACAAGAGGCAGGAGAGUGGGUGAGACCACACACAGGUUGCGUGGUUUACUGGAGGUUUCAGCUGAUUUUGAUAUGUAGAUGUAGUUUUUAUUAUUUAUUGUUGUAAUCUUAUUUUUUUUACCUUAGCCUUGAUGAUGUCAAUAACUUGAAGAUAUAAUAUACUCACAGGAAGGAAAUAUUUAACAUUUUGGAACGUGUUUCCAUUGCAUAAAAAGCCGUCAACUUAAACUACAAUAAAUGUAAUGUGCUAUGAAAUGUGUUUUUGUGAUAUUGUAUUCAUGGUAUUAUAUCUAAUUUGCAAUUAUAUUCCAUUAAAAGAAUAAUGUCGCGUGAUAAAAUAUGGGUUUUCACCUCUUCUAAGACGUCUAGCCAGUGUGAUAAGAGGAUGCAAAAAAUACCCUCUGAGAGCUUCCUCUCAUGGGAGCCCCUUCUACCAGCAGUGGUGUUGGUAAACGAUUGCAGGGCUGCACCUUUAUCUUUAAAAAUACCUUGAGAUUGUGUUUACAGAGGAUAGUACAGUAUACAGUUCAUAAUAAAGUGUUUUUUUUAUUUGGUGGGUCAACGACACAUUUAUGAGGUACCACAGUGGCGAGGUGUUAACUACCUCGCCUGGUAUACAGGAGGUUGUGGGUUUGAUCCCGACCCUAAUGCUUGUAUGUUUGGAGUUUUGCAUGUUCUCCCCGUGGUUGUGUACAUUUCUAUCCGGGCCCUACGGUUUUCCCCUCCACAUUUAGAAUCAACGGGCGUUUAGAGUAUUUUGUCCGCUAUAAAUUUCUACAUUGAUAAGCCACUUCGUUGGGCUAUCAUUCGUGAUGGUCAGAUCGCUUGUGAAAAAAUUAACCCGUAAAACAAAGUGUUUCACUAUAAAUCCUUUAUAUGCGUGGCAUCGGUUUUAUUUUAUUAUUCAUUUCUGUUUUUCUUGAGUAAGAGUUUCAUUUUUAUCACAUUGGUAUUUUAAAUUAAAUAUGAAAUUUAUUUUUUCCUAAAAUGUGGAAAAUUUAGGAAAAAUUUUUUCACGAAAAUUAAUUGUCACACACAACGAGUCUGUGUGCAAAAUGUCAACUCGAUUGGAUCACGGGAAGUGGGUUAAAAAACGACCGAAAGAUUUGCACGGUCGUAAGCGCGCAAGCAAGCAAGCAAGUGAACUUAAUAUAAAGGAUUUAACAAGCAAGCAAGCAAGUGAACUUAAUAUAAAGGAUUUAAAAAUAUCUAUACAGCUCCCCCCAAAAAAACAACCUUUAUUGUGGAUAUUGAUCGCGAAAGCCCACGUGUUAAACUGGCAGUAUUUGAGUGUGGCGAUGGUGUAAAGACUGAGGUUUGACGGCCGCUUGGGGGCUCCGUGGCAUAUUGCUUUAAUUUAGUUUUUAAACACAACAUUGGUAGUGAAUCGAUGUAUUUAAAAUCGAAUUAUAUCCCCUAUUUCAUUGACAACCUUAUCGUGAAGCCGUUGGUAAACUGGAGCGACGUAAAAAAAGAGGACUUUUUGUAUUGGGAAUCAAGUUGACAACGUAGCUCCCAACUAUGCAACAAGAUAAAUGUGCACAGGCUUCAUAAUUUUUAGGAGUCAUAAGGCACGGAAUUAAUUUACCUCGACUCCCUCCAAUAAUGCAAUUCUAAGAAUAGGUGUAUUCUUUUCUUUGAACCUAUCUACGUGACUUUACCGAAACACCAAAAGAAUAUGAAAUCCUGCAGUCACGAAAGCUUUAAGUCAAGAUUUAAGAAUAGGGUUUACCCUUUCUGGCAAUAAAACCGAUGUUAAGAUUCUCAAACACGUACUUGUGUUGAACAUGCAAACUAGCAUGCUCUGAUAAUACUGGUAACACGUUCCUUCGGAGUGGGCAGGUAGGAAAAAAUGAAAAUGAAAUAAAAAUGACUUUUACACUUAUUUUAACAUUUUAUCUACAAAAUUACACCUUGCCAUAUUUACAACAUGUUACCCUAUUUGUAUUUUUGUAUUUUAAGAUUGUAUAUAACGGCUGGUUUACAUUUUAUAUUGUAUACAUAUUGAAAAUUUUACAUUCUUUAGCCCCUGAGUAUUAGUUAGACUUUGUAAUUUUAGUAUAGUUAGACUGUAUACCACUUAUUUAAGUUUUAAGAUUCCUACAUGUUGAAUGUAUGCACCUUCCUGCCAUAGUAAAUUCCUUGUUUGUGCAAACUUUCAUGGCGAAUAAAACCCUUUCUGAUUCUGA
Messenger RNA from Lethenteron reissneri (Far Eastern brook lamprey), 3805 nucleotides. RefSeq lists its product as uncharacterized. Lineage: Eukaryota; Metazoa; Chordata; Hyperoartia; Petromyzontiformes; Petromyzontidae. The record is from RefSeq and is a predicted model, not a curated record.